AUCUUGAUCCCCGUCCUCCUGCCCGCGAGCCAGAUUGGACGCCGCGGGAGCGCCCAGAUCCCGCCAUGAAUCCCGAGUAUGAUUACCUCUUCAAGCUUUUGCUUAUUGGAGACUCAGGUGUUGGCAAGUCAUGUCUGCUGUUAAGAUUUGUUGACGACUCAUACCUGGAUAGUUACAUCAGUACUAUUGGAGUUGAUUUUAAAAUAAGGACCGUGGAGCAGGAUGGAAAGACUAUCAAGCUGCAAAUCUGGGACAUUGCUAGGCAAGAACGUUUUAGAACUAUUACCAGCAGCUACUACCGAGGGGCCCAUGGGAUUAUUAUCGUCUAUGAUGUGACAGACCAAGAUAGCUUCAACAAUGUGAAGCAGUGGUUGAACGAGAUUGACCGCUAUGCCAGUGAGAAUGUGAACAAGCUUCUGGUGGGGAACAAAUGUGAUCUGGCUGACAAAAGAGCUGUGUCAUAUGAAACAGCAAAGGCAUUCGCUGAUGAGAUUGGCAUUCCAUUCAUGGAGACCAGUGCAAAGAAUGCCCUGAAUGUUGAACAGGCUUUCAUGGCCAUGGCUGCUUCGAUCAAGGAUAGGAUGGCGAGCCAGCCAGCCGCAAACAACGCUCGCCCGGCUACUGUACAGAUCCGCGGGCAACCUGUCGAGCAGAAGACCAGCUGUUGCUCAUCUUAGAAAACCAUGCAAACUUGUUGAUGCUCCAUCACCUUUAUACAUGUUUUCUUAUUUGUUUUUACUUGUUAUCUUUAUUCUUUUCUUUCUAGUGUACCUGCCUUCUGAA
Messenger RNA from Triticum dicoccoides, 783 nucleotides. RefSeq names its product GTP-binding protein YPTM2-like. Bases 66 to 677 code for a protein of 203 amino acids. The transcript is spliced from 8 exons. The record is from RefSeq and is a predicted model, not a curated record. NCBI's taxonomy places the organism in Eukaryota, Viridiplantae, Streptophyta, Magnoliopsida, Poales, Poaceae. Gene Ontology annotation, molecular function: GTP binding; GTPase activity.